AGCCGAUACAAAGGCUUUCAAUCCCACGCCCACUACUGACUGACUAGUGCGACUUGUGUAAAUAUUAUAAACUGCACGUGUGGCUGACAGAGACGUGGAACCUGGAAUGGUGACACGCCUUUGAAUUGGUGCCUUUGAAGAUAAUUGGGAUACUUUAAGCCUUUUAUCUCUAAAGAGGAAAGGAAUGUGUGGCACACAAGAAAUUGAGGAUCUUUCAUGGAAGUAUCUACGCAUGUAUCCACUGAGAGACAUUAUAUGGGAGAAUUUCCAAAAGAUUCUUACCACAAUGGAUUAUGAUGAGUCACAAGUCUUCCAGCAACAAGUUUUUUAUGGCACAGCUAAUCACCCAUUGGCCCUGAAGUAUCCUCCAGCAAAGACUUACGUGCAGCUUUUCUUGAAAACCUUGAUUAAUCAGAUUGAAGGCUGUAAUCAGGAGGUACUUGAUGAUUUGUACAGCAUGUAUACAGGACUCUUAUCUCAGGGAAACUCUCAGACCAGUGAAUUUUGCUACAAGACUUAUAAGCAAAAGUCAGGAAGCAUAACACUAAAGGAGACUUGCAAACUUAUUUGUGAUGGAACAACAGGCAUGUGUACCUGGGAGGCUAGCCAUUUCCUAGCAGAGUGGUGUUCCAAGAAUGCAAGUAAUUUUCAAGGAAAAAAGAUUUUAGAAUUGGGAGCUGGCUUGGGACUGACAGGUUUGGCAGUUGUGAUGAACUGCAAACCAGCAUCGUACACCUUUACAGAUGUUCAUGACUCCGUUUUAAAAGUCUUAGUUGAAAAUGUUGCAAUCAACCUGUUCAAUGAGGUGUCUCAUUCUUCUGGUAAAUAUGAUGCAGAUGAUAGGAAAAGUAUUGAGAGCUGGAGUAGGAGGCAUGAAUCUAAAGACCAUGACACAAUGGUGCACAUCAAGAAGCUUGACUGGGAGAGUGACACAUAUGAAUCAGAUGUAGAUUUAGUUCUAGCUGCAGAUGUAGUGUAUGAUCCUGAUGUCAUAAUUCACUUCCUUAAAGUGUUGAAGGAUGUCCUCUGCAAGAAGCCUGGAGUAGCAGCAUAUGUUGCAAGUACAAUGAGAAAUCCAGACACUUACACUUUCUUCAAGAAUGAGUUAGAAUGCAGUGGUCUUGUCAUCACGUCUGAAGUCCAGCAGCAGUAUCAGAAUUCCCCAUCACAACAGGAGGUCUCCCUCUCUUUACUGUACAUAAAACCUGAAAUAUGAUGAUAACCAGAA
This is a messenger RNA of Portunus trituberculatus (swimming crab), 1228 nucleotides long. Its product is annotated as protein-lysine N-methyltransferase EEF2KMT-like. The coding region runs from base 185 to 1216 and encodes 343 amino acids. The record is from RefSeq and is a predicted model, not a curated record. Lineage: Eukaryota; Metazoa; Arthropoda; Malacostraca; Decapoda; Portunidae. The transcript is spliced from 8 exons.